Messenger RNA from Phyllostomus discolor (pale spear-nosed bat), 5339 nucleotides. RefSeq names its product ATP binding cassette subfamily C member 4 (gene ABCC4). The transcript is spliced from 31 exons. The record is from RefSeq and is a predicted model, not a curated record. Gene Ontology annotation, molecular function: ATP hydrolysis activity; ABC-type transporter activity; ATP binding. Gene Ontology annotation, cellular component: plasma membrane. Gene Ontology annotation, biological process: transmembrane transport. Lineage: Eukaryota; Metazoa; Chordata; Mammalia; Chiroptera; Phyllostomidae. Bases 717 to 4697 code for a protein of 1326 amino acids.
CUUCUAAUCAGCUGUUAGCUUUCUUUAGGUAAUCUGUGCUAAACCCUGUUGCUGUGGAGGUCAAACGCUCGCCCUUCGCUUGGAGGCAGUCCCACCACAUCCUUCUUUGGUCCUGAGGAGGGCAGCCCGCCCAGAAGGCGCCGGCUGGGGCGUCUGGCAGCUUUCUCCCGGUGUUCUGAAAGCCGCAGGCCAGGGGGCGUUUUGAGCAGCAAGGGCAGACAAAGCCGGCACCUCCCUUCUCCACAGGGCUCUGUGUCUCGCUGGGCUCGGAGCUGCAGCUCAGGUCAAGUUUGCGGCCAGGUGUGAGCACGUGGGGGCCCCCGUGGUCCGCCUCCCCGCCUCCAUCCAGCUCUGCGGGCGGCCUCGCACCUGCGCGUGGCUCGCGGCAGCGGCAGCGCAGCCUCCCACUCCUCUCGCGGACCCCGGCGCCCGGGGUCUCCCGGUUCCCGGCACCGAGCAGCGAGGGCGGCAGCGGGAGCAGCGGCGGCGCGCAGCGGGCGUCCCCGAGGCGGUGUGGCCCGGAGGUGGAGGCGGGGCCGGGGCGGGCCGCCAGCGCGCCGCUCCCGGAAGCGGGUGGUUCUCGGCUUCAGUGGAGCGGACCGGCUUGACCGUGACCGCCAGAGCUCCAGCAUCCCCGUCUGCGCCUCCGCGAGCAGCGGGAGCCGCACCGCCGCCCGAGCAGCGCCACCCCAGCUCUCGGCCGCCUGGCUGGCAAGAUGUUGCCGGUCUACGAGGAGGUGAAGAAGGCCAACCCGCUGCAGAACGCCAACCUCUGCUCGCGCGUGUUCUUCUGUUGGCUAAACCCCUUGUUUAAAAUCGGCCACAAACGGAGAUUGGAAGAAGAUGACAUGUACUCAGUGCUUCCAGAGGACCGCUCCAAGCACCUUGGAGAAGAGUUACAAAGGUACUGGGAUAAAGAAGUCUCGAGAGCCGAGAAGGACUCACAGAAGCCUUCAUUAACAAAAGCAAUCAUCAAGUGUUACUGGAAGUCCUAUUUAAUUUUGGGAAUUUUUACGUUAGUCGAGGAGAGCAUCAGAAUAACCCAGCCCGUAUUUUUGGGGAAGAUUAUUAGUUAUUUUGAGAACUACGACCCCGCCGAUGCCGCGGCGCUGCAGAAAGCCUACAUCUACGCCGCCAUGCUGACGCUCUGCACGCUCGCGCUGGCCGUGCUGCACCACCUGUACUUCUACCACGUCCAGUGUGCGGGCAUGAGGCUGCGCGUCGCCAUGUGCCACAUGAUUUACCGGAAGGCCCUCCGCCUGAGUAACGUGGCCAUGGGCAAGACGACCACGGGCCAGAUCGUCAACCUGCUGUCCAACGACGUGAACAAGUUCGAUCAGGUCACGAUAUUCUUGCACUUUCUGUGGGUUGGCCCGCUGGAGGCCAUCGCGGUCACGGUCCUGCUCUGGAUGGACAUUGGGAUAGCCUGUCUUGCCGGGAUGGCCGUCCUGAUUAUCCUCCUGCCUUUGCAAAGCUGCUUCGGCAAGUUGUUCUCCUCCCUCCGGAGCAAGACUGCAGCUUUCACAGACGCCAGGAUCAGAACCAUGAAUGAGGUUAUCACCGGCAUCCGAAUAAUAAAAAUGUACGCCUGGGAAAAGUCCUUUGCGGACCUUAUUACCAAUUUGAGGAGGAAGGAAAUCUCCAAGAUUCUGAGAAGCUCCUACCUGAGAGGAAUGAAUUUGGCGUCGUUUUUCGUCGCGAGCAAGGUCAUCGUUUUCAUGACCUUCACUGUCUACGUGCUCCUCGGCAACGUGAUCACAGCCAGCCGCGUGUUCGUGGCGGUGGCCCUCUACGGGGCCGUGCAGUUGACAGUCACGCUCUUCUUCCCCGUGGCCAUCGAGAAGGUGUCGGAGUCCAUCGUCAGCAUCCGAAGAAUCAAGGACUUUCUGUUGCUCGAUGAGAUAACGCAGCCCGGCGCUCAGCUGCCCUCAGACGGUAAAACGAUAGUGCAUGUGCAAGAUUUUACUGCUUUUUGGGAUAAGGCAUCGGAAACCCCAACCCUGCAAGGCCUUUCCUUCACCGUCAGGCCCGGCGAAUUGUUAGCCGUGGUUGGACCCGUGGGAGCCGGAAAGUCAUCCCUGUUGAGCGCCGUGCUGGGGGAGCUGCCCCCGCGCCAGGGAGUGGUCACCGUGCACGGAAGGGUCGCCUAUGUGUCCCAGCAGCCCUGGGUGUUCUCAGGAACCGUGAGGAGCAAUAUUUUAUUUGGGAAGAAAUACGAAAAGGAGCGAUAUGAAAGAGUAAUAAAGGCUUGCGCUUUGAAGAAGGAUUUGGAGCUUUUGGAGGACGGAGAUCUCACUGUGAUAGGAGACCGGGGAGCCACGCUGAGCGGAGGGCAGAAGGCCCGAGUUAACCUCGCCAGGGCGGUGUAUCAGGACGCAGACGUCUACCUCCUGGACGACCCCCUCAGUGCGGUGGACGCGGAAGUGGGCAGGCACCUGUUCCAGCUGUGCAUCUGUCAGACCUUGCACGAGAAGAUCACCAUCUUAGUGACGCACCAGCUGCAGUACCUGAAAGCCGCCAGUCAGAUUCUGAUCCUGAAAGAGGGCAAAAUGGUGCAAAAGGGGACCUACACCGAGUUUCUGAGAUCUGGGGUCGAUUUCGGUUCCCUUUUAAAGAAGGAAAACGAGGAGGCCGAGCAAGCUUCCACCUCAGAAAGCCCCUCGCUGAGGCAUCGGACCUUCUCGGAGUCUUCAGUCUGGUCUCAGCAGUCGUCCAGGCCCUCAUUGAAAGACGGCGCCCCAGAGAGCCAAUCUAACGAGAACGUCCAGGCUACAGUCCCCGAGGAGAGCCGCUCGGAAGGAAAAAUCGGGCUCAAGGCUUACCGGAACUACUUCACAGCCGGGGCCAACUGGUUCAUCCUCAUCAUCCUCGUUCUAAUGAACAUCGCGGCUCAGGUGACCUACGUGCUUCAGGACUGGUGGCUCUCCUACUGGGCGAAUCAACAGAGCGCCCUGAACACCACCGUAAAUGGAAAUGGAAAUGUAACGGAGAAGCUCGAUCUUCACUGGUACUUAGGAAUUUAUUCAGGUUUAACUGUAGCUACCGUCACUUUUGGCUUCGCGAGAUCUCUGUUGGUAUUCUACGUCCUUGUUCAUUCUUCGCAAACGUUACACAACAAAAUGUUUGAGUCUAUUUUGAAAGCUCCGGUAUUGUUCUUCGAUAGAAACCCAAUAGGAAGAAUUCUAAAUCGAUUCUCCAAGGACAUCGGACACAUGGAUGACCUGCUGCCCCUAACAUACCUAGACUUCAUCCAGACGUUUCUGCAAAUGAUUGCUGUGGUGAGCGUGGCGGUGGCGGUGAUUCCUUGGGUCGCGAUACCCCUGGUGGUCCUCGGCAUCCUCUUCUUCUUUCUUCGGGGCUAUUUCUUACAAACGUCGAGAGACAUCAAACGCCUGGAAUCGACAACGCGGAGCCCGGUGUUCUCGCACUUGUCGUCCUCUCUCCAGGGGCUCUGGACCAUCCGCGCCUGCAAAACCGAGGAGCGCUUCCAGGAGCUGUUCGAUGCCCACCAGGAUUUGCAUUCAGAGGCUUGGUUCUUGUUUCUGACCACGUCCCGAUGGUUCGCCGUGCGUCUGGACGCCAUCUGUGCCAUCUUUGUCACUGUUGUUGCCUUUGGGUCCCUGAUUCUGUCAAAAACUUUGGAUGCCGGGCAGGUGGGCCUCGCGCUGUCCUACGCCCUCUCGCUGAUGGGGAUGUUCCAGUGGUGCGUCAGGCAAAGCGCCGAAGUCGAGAAUAUGAUGAUUUCGGUGGAGAGAGUGAUGGAAUACACAGACCUGGAGAAGGAAGCGCCUUGGGAAUCCCCGAAGCGCCCACCGCCGGCCUGGCCCCACGAGGGCGUGAUCGUCUUUGACAACGUCAACUUCACGUACAGUUUGGACGGGCCUCUGGUCCUGAAGCACCUGACGGCCCUCAUUAAAGCGAGAGAAAAGGUUGGCAUUGUGGGGAGAACAGGAGCUGGAAAGAGUUCCCUCAUCUCGGCCCUCUUCAGACUGUCGGAACCCGAAGGCAGAAUUUGGAUUGACAAGAUCUUGACAACCGAAAUUGGACUUCACGACUUAAGGAAGAAAAUGUCCAUCAUACCUCAGGAGCCUGUUUUAUUCACCGGAACAAUGAGGAAAAAUCUGGAUCCCUUUAAUGAGCACACGGACGAGGAGCUGUGGAAUGCCUUAAAAGAGGUGCAGCUUAAAGAAGCCAUCGAAGAGCUCCCCGGCAAAAUGGACACGGAAUUAGCAGAAUCCGGAUCGAACUUCAGUGUCGGACAGAGGCAGCUGGUGUGCCUCGCCAGGGCUAUUCUCAGGAAGAAUCGGAUACUGAUCAUUGACGAAGCGACUGCAAAUGUGGAUCUAAGAACUGAUGAGUUAAUACAAAAAAAAAUCCGUGAGAAAUUUGCCCAGUGCACCGUGCUGACCAUCGCACACAGGCUGAACACCAUCAUCGACAGUGACAAGAUCAUGGUUUUGGAUUCAGGAAGACUGAAAGAAUAUGAUGAGCCCUAUGUUUUGCUGCAGAAUACAGAGAGCCUAUUUUACAAGAUGGUGCAACAACUGGGCAAAGCAGAAGCUGCUGCCCUCACCGAAACGGCCAAACAGGUGUACUUCAGAAGGAAUUAUCCGGAUAUUACCCAGAACGGCCCUGUGGUUGUGAACGCGUCUAACGGCCAGACCUCAGCCCUGGCUAUUUUUGAGACAUCCCUGUGAUGCCACCACGAGGUCAAGCCUGUUCCGAAGACAUUUUUCCAAUAUUUUUGCACUGUCUGAACUACACUAAACUUUUUUUUUACACUAGCACCAACUACUUGCACAUACAAGAUGUCAGUUUAUUUGGAUUUUUCCUCCAACUUCAUCCAAUGAUCUCAAGCUCUAUCAAAGUGACUUAUUAUUUAUAUUUAUAUUUAUAUGUUAUAGUAUUUUUUUUCAUAACUAAAUCAGAAGUGCAGGCCACCAACAACAGCUUUCUACCAGGUUUUGUGCCUUAAGAGACUCAGACCCAAGACUCAUUUUGUGAGGUGCAAGACAACAUUGAAAAAGAUACUUUUUUUUUACCCCCCCUCCCCCCCCGCCAAAUUACAUACUACUUCCCAGUUCUAUCAGGGAUUCUGUUUACUUGAAAACUAUGUGACAUCACCACGUUGUCUUACCACUUUCUUCAGCGUACCUAGGAUCCAUUGUUUUCCCCCCACAGGCCUCCGGCUCAAAGAGCACAGAUAAAACUAUAGGAAAAACAAAAAAUAUGCUUCGGUAUAAGUGGCAUUAUAGUAGGGAGAGUAUAUUCUCCCCCACCUGCCCCCCAAAAAUGUGUAUCAUUAAAAUAUAGAAAGGCAGUAUUUAAUUACAUGUUCC